UCAAGGAAACAAGCUGCAAGAGACGAAAAGAACAGAGACAAGGAAAAGUCGAUAUCUGACAAUACCUACAGAGUUGUAACUAUGGAUCUUCAGUGCGUUCUUCUUUCACCAAGACUUCAGGCCAGCGCUCUUUAUUAUAAGACCAAGCUUGCAUGCCAUAAUUUCACACUCUAUGACUUAGCAACGAAAGAUGUUACUUGCUACUUUUGGCACGAAGGUGAGGGUGAUCUGACUGGAAAUUCGUUUGCUUCUUGUAUUGUCCACUUUAUUGAAGACAUGCUAGCUCAAUCUGAUAAAGAGAUUAAAACAGUUGUACUUUACAGCGAUGGUUGCACAUACCAGAACCGGAACACGGUGUUAGCAAACGCAUUGUCCAAAUUAGCAAAAGAAAGGGGUUUAACUAUCUUACAAAAAUAUUUGGAGAAAGGACAUACCCAAAUGGAGGUAGACAGCGUACACAGCACCAUUGAAAGCAAACUGAAGAGAAAGCCAAUUUAUGUGCCACAGAAUUACGUAGAUAUAAUCAAAUCUGUCCGUCCGUCUCAACCUUACCAUGUUCACUACGUCGAUCACACAUUUUUCAAGAACUUUUCGCACAUAAACUUGUAUUCAAGUAUCAGGCCAGGUACUAAAGUAGGUGAUCCUGUUGUGACUGACAUUCGUGUUUUGGAAUAUUCUCCCCAUUGUGGUAUUAGGUAUAAGCUGAUGUAUGAUCAGGAGUUUUGUGACUUUCCUAGAAAGGCCAAACUUAAUGAACAAGCUACACCUGAAAUGACAGUUGCACCACUUCACGCUACACAAUGUAAGGUGAAAGAAUCAAAGUACAAACACCUUCAAGAACUAAAAAAUGUGAUUCCACGGGAUUUUCAUCCGUUUUAUGACAUUUUAAAGUCACUAAAUUUUCUCUUACUUGGGCUGCAAAUAACAGCCGCCAUGAAACCUCAGUCAAUUACUUUCAACAACAUUAAUAGAUGCACUUCUGAGCCCAAGUGUAGAUGUUUUGUCGUGAAUGAGGACGUUCGCAGCGGCGACCUUGCCCACCUGGGUGCAGACUGCUCUAGAAAAGGUCUUUCAAAUGUACCUGUUUUCUCCCCGGAUGUUACGUGGAUAAGUCUCUCCGAUAACAACCUUAGUGCAUUCCCGAACGCAUCAGACAUCGGAAACAACGUUAAAUUUCUCGAUUUAUCUCAUAACAAAUUAAGAUCAUUUAGAAAGGAUACAUUACAGAGAUUAACAGAUUUGAUCACUUUGAAUAUUAGUAAUAACCAGUUAUCUUAUAAUACAUCAAUUUUCAAACCUGGAAUAUUUGAAUCUUUGUCAAAAUUGCAAUUUUUGAAUCUGAAACAUAAUGUCCACGAAGAGAACACUGAGUAUCCACAAUGUAUCCGAGAACUUACAUCACUGGAAACUCUCCAUCUUGAUGGAAUAGACGGUGCCGACUUCCCGAUGUCAAAUCUAACAACCCUGGACUUCACAAGCCUCCAAGGAGGGUGUAAGAUUAGAUCUCUAGCCCAAACUAUGUUUGUGGGAGUACCAAUGAUACAGUAUCUGGACUUAGCCUUUUGUAAUCUCACUCGUAUAGAGAAAGGUGCCCUGGGUGUACUUAAUCGGCUGAAGUAUCUCAACGUGUCACACAACGUCUACCUGUCAUUUUCCGUUUUAUCGAACCUCACAUUUAACUUACAGUGUACAGACAUUCGUACUAUAGAUGCAUCCAAGAUACAUUGUACAUACGGAGUUGGGACUAACGUAGUAACAGACGAUUUAAAAUACCUGAAAAACACGACAUUAGAGAAUUUAUACUUCGACAGUAAUAGACUUAACUUGAUACAGCUUGGUGUGGUGGAUUGCCUUCCUCCAACAUUACGGUAUAUAUCGGGCCGGGACAAUAUGUAUACUUUGGGAACGUACCUUUUUCAGUUGGCAGAUUUAAACAAUGUUCGUAAAUUGGACAUAUCCUAUUCCUUCACUACGCAUGCGCCUUCUAUCACCACCAAUCGUUUUCUUAGUUGUAAUGAUUGGAGGGGCCCCGUGAAAGACGAAAGCGAGGUCAUGCCAUCCAAUGACAUGAUGAAGAAGUUGACGUUGGAGCGCCUGGGUAGUAAAGAAAAGGGAAUGAUAUUUAUUUUCAAUUUGCCGCGAAAUCUUGAGAUAGCCUCAUUUGCCAACUGUUAUUAUCGUUAUAUUAUUGUCUCACUACAUUUUAGUAAGAACAGAUUGACUCACAUUUUCGCCCAAAAUAAUUUGUUUACUGAAUGGAGAGGUCCAAUAUUCAAUUUGACCAAACUUGAAUAUGUCGAUUUAUCAAAUAACUUUUGUUCAUAUGUGUCAAAGGAAUUCUUUCAAUACGCUCCUUCACUUAAAACACUGAUUAUUAAUACAAACCUUCUGGGUUUUAUGAUGAAUCAGGAUACAUACGGCGAAACAUUCAAAAACAAUAUAUUGCUAACUAAAUUGGAUAUGUCUAUGAACAGAAUAGAUAUGCUGUCACACAAAAUAUUUCACACACUGGUCAACAUGAAAUAUUUAAAUCUUAGUUUCAACUUGAUGACGUCAUUGGAGAUAGACAUAAGUCACAUGAGGAACCUUACGAAUUUCGAUCUAUCUCACAACCAGUUGUCCGAACUGACCAAUCAGAACAGGCAACACAUUGACGCAAUUACCAAGACGGGAAACCUGAUGGUAGAUUUGAGUAACAACAGAUUUGUGUGUUCCUGUCAGACUCUUCCAUUUCUUCACUGGAUUAACUUGAAUCAAAAAAUAUUUAGAGGAUUUCAAACAUACCGCUGUAGUCUUGAUAAUAAAACCAGUGUCUUGUUCUCAGAGCUGGAUUCAGUACUUCAACAGCUUGAGAAAGACUGUACUAGUUACAUAGGUUUGAUUGCUGGGCUCCUCUCCGCUAUUGUGUUCUGUAUAGCGAUCGUGGUGCUUGGUCUGGUUUACAGGUAUAGAUGGAAACUCCGUUAUUUAUACUAUAUCACAAAAAAUAAAUACAGAGGAUACGCCACGAUCAGAGACGACCAUAAUCAUGAGUACCGAUAUGACGCAUUCAUUUCGUAUGCGGCAGAGGAGUCCGAAUUUAUCAAGAAGGAUUUGAUUAAAAACCUUGAGGAAAAUCGUCCAUUUCGACUAUGUAUUCAUGAACGAGAUUUUACACCUGGUAUGGACAUAGCUGCUAACAUUACAGACGCCAUACAUUCCAGUCGGAAGACGGUCGUGAUUAUGAGUGAAAACUUUGUCGAGUCAUAUUGGUGCAUGUAUGAAUUAAACAUGGCGCGGAUGGAGAGCAUUUACUCACGAGAGGGGGCCUCUGUUUUGUUUCUGGUCAUGUUCAGCCAUGUGCCCAUCGACGCCAUUCCUUUACAGGUGAUUGAUGUCAUCCGGUCCAAGACUUACAUCGAGUAUCCAAAUGACCCCCAGGGAAACGUGGUAUUCUGGGACAGAGUAGUAGAAGCCAUAUCUAAAUAA
Molecule: messenger RNA, 3468 nt
Organism: Ylistrum balloti
Lineage: Eukaryota; Metazoa; Mollusca; Bivalvia; Pectinida; Pectinidae
Product: toll-like receptor 4
Exons: 3
Coding region: 82-3468 (1128 amino acids)
Biological process (GO): immune response; toll-like receptor signaling pathway
Cellular component (GO): membrane
Molecular function (GO): transmembrane signaling receptor activity; protein binding
Source: RefSeq, a predicted model, not a curated record